UCUCGGUAUAGCUCAGCAUGGUCCUCAAAAACAUCAUUCUUCCGUUUCAAGACUCUUCAAAACAAUGGGAUAUCCAAAUAGAAGAGGGAGUGGUGACCUCCAUGAAGCCUUCUGCUGGCAGGACAACACCAAGCGUAAUGCUUCCCUCACUCUGUCAUCCUCAUAUUCAUCUCGACAAACCAUAUCUUCUCACCUGCAACCAUCCAAAAUCCUCAAACCACCCAGAUUACUCUGGUCUGGCUCCCAAAACAGGAGGGUUUCAGGAAGCCUUGGUCAAUACAGCUGAAGCAAAGAAACGCUACACCGAGGAGGACUUAUACCUACGAGGGUCUCAGCUAAUAGCCGCAAGUUACAAACAGGGUGUCACUUUCAUGAGGGCCUUUGUUGAGGUUGAUUCUGUCACUGAACUCAAAACUCUGGAGGUGGGAAUCCGGCUAAGGAAGGAAUUCGAGGACUUUUUGGAAGUGCAAAUCUGCGCCUUUGCACAGGACCCUAUAUUCUCGACAGAGAAGGGAGAGGCAAACCGAGAUAUGUUUGUGAAAGCUCUUGGUCAGCUUGGUUCGAAGAUUGAUGUUAUUGGAACUACACCGUACGUGGAAUCCGACGUUGAAGCGCAGAAUAAGAACAUACGUUGGGCCAUCGAAACCGCAUUGAAAUACAAGAAACACCUUGACUUUCAUAUCGAAUUCAACCUGGAUGGCGAUGGAACCCACAUGUCUGUGUUUAAUCAUAUCAUUGAAGAGCUCAGGGUUCUUAAGUGGCCUACAUACCCUGGCGCUCCGACUGUUGUUUUUGGGCAUGCUACUAGACUUACUCGUGCUACUCACGAUGAUCUGGUCAGACUUUCAGAAACGCUGAGAGAGACAAAACUGCCUGUUCACUUUGUCGGAUUACCAACUAGCGACCUCUACAUGAUGGGCAGACAUGGGUCUGACGGUUCAAGACAGGGUGAACCGCUCAGUCGACCGUGUGGUACAAUCAUGGUACCCAAGCUAAUUCAAGAGUACGGAAUCAACGCCUGUCUGUCAGUCAACAACGUCGGCAACCCAUUCACUCCCCACGGCGAUGGCGAUCCUCUUAAAAUAGCAAGCUGGGGCGUUGGCCUAUUCCACGCCGGAACAGUCAAAGAUGCAAAGAUCCUUUACGAAGCCAUCAGCACACGAGCAAUGGACGCUUUAAACCCUCGGGCUGAAGGACAUCAUGACAUGUUCACAUUGGCGGAAUUCCACCAGACGAUGCCGAUGCUUUUAUUCAAGAAUGAAGAGAACAUCGAAAUUAGUUCGGCGAGUGGAAGCAUGACGGUUCCGGCUAGGCAAAGGCUUAGCAUUCAGGAUAUAGUUUGGGAUCCGCCGGAGACACGACUGAGAAGCAUCGUUGAAUAGGCUAUAGCUAACCCGAUCUACAUUUGUUCUAUCUAUAUCCUACAUAAAGGUCCAUCCGGCCUCUCAACCCACUCCUCAGACCCAACACAAGUAGGACAGUAG
Molecule: messenger RNA, 1484 nt
Organism: Fusarium oxysporum Fo47
Lineage: Eukaryota; Fungi; Ascomycota; Sordariomycetes; Hypocreales; Nectriaceae
Exons: 1
Coding region: 18-1382 (454 amino acids)
Molecular function (GO): hydrolase activity, acting on carbon-nitrogen (but not peptide) bonds, in cyclic amidines
Source: RefSeq, a predicted model, not a curated record